This is a messenger RNA of Mercenaria mercenaria, 1832 nucleotides long. Its product is annotated as heat shock 70 kDa protein 12A-like. Lineage: Eukaryota; Metazoa; Mollusca; Bivalvia; Venerida; Veneridae. The transcript is spliced from 5 exons. The coding region runs from base 198 to 1643 and encodes 481 amino acids. The record is from RefSeq and is a predicted model, not a curated record.
GGAUCAAUAGUAUAGAUGAUUAUCGACAAGCUUUAUACUUCCUUCUCAAACUUUUAAUUCUUCGAAAAGCAAAUAGGAAGUCUAUUUUCGUUUUUCUUUUUUUACGAAAGAGGAUGUUUAAUAGCGUUGUUAUGGUAUAUAUACCCACUUAAUUUAAAGCUUUCUAUGACAGAAACGAUGCCACCACGAUACUAGCGAUGUUUCGGUCUGACACCAUCAUACAACCCUUGUCAGUCAAAGAAGACAGUUCUGUUUUAGUGACUCUUGACAUAGGAGAUACGUAUUCAGGAUUUGCCUACACAUAUACGAAAGAAUAUCUAGAAGACGAAUGGACAAUUCAUAUGAACGACCCCUGGGUCAGGGAAAAGCAUAUGACCCACAAAACAUGCACCACCUUACUGCUAGAACCCCACGGGGAAAUGAAAGGGGCUAAAUAUGGAUACGAGGCGGAGACAGACUUUGCUGGAAAGUUUCUGGACGGUUGCCACGCAGAGUAUUUACUGUUCAGAAAUGUAAAACAGGAAUUUUACAAGGAUGGUGUAAAUUUUGACGCCAUGAUAACUGAUGUCAACAGUGGUCAGGAAAAGCCCUUGUGCGACAUUCUACUGGCGCUGCUUACAUUCUUUAGAGAGAAAGCAUUAGAGAGGGUACGGAAACGAUUCGAUGCCAUCACAGAGAACGAUAUUUUCUGGGUAUUAAGUGUACCGUCGGCAUGGAAACAAGAAACAAGCCUUCUAUAUAGGGACUUGGCUAUUGAGUCAGGAAUUCCUUUUAGACGACUGAGGUUGGUAACGGAGCCCGAGGCCUGUCUUGCUUAUGUAAUGCAAUUCAUCCGCAUUAAAGUUUCGCCUGAUGGGAGAGCGAAAAUCUCUAACAAAAUCUCCCAUUUUGAUGCACGGGUAAUGCUGCUUGACUUGAGCGGUGACGCCGCGACGUUAUCUGUUCACCGCGUCAGUGGCGACAAAACGUUCAAAAUGGUGUUCCAAACUCGCAGUCAUAAGAAAGGUAGCAGCCAAGUGAACGACCAGUUCUUGUUGUUUCUCUCCAACCUGAUCGGUGAAGAUAUAAUAAGAACUCUUAAGAAGGACUACAUUGAUGACUAUAUGGCCAUGUGUGACGAAUUUGAAAUGAGAAAGCGGGAAAUUAAACCAGGCACUUCCGGUACGGAACUUUUUUCUUUCAAGUUACCAUAUCAGAUUGAGGAAACUUUCAAAGAACAGUAUAAAACUGAAUAUGUUACAAUAACUCAAAGAAUAAAGGAGAAAUCAGUUUACAGGGAUCGCGUCCGGUACGACGGAAGUCGUCUGCACGUUGAAAUCAGCGUUCUGAAAGACCUUUUUAACAUAGUCCUGGAUAAAAUAGAAGUCUACAUCCGGAACGUUCUGCAGAUGGCUCCCUGUGCUCGAAUUGCAAGUUUUAUGCUGGUAGGUGGCUUCUCGGAGUCAAAACUAGUGCAAGCCGGGAUCAAGAAGCGAUUUCCGGAAAUGGAAGUUAUUAUACCGGAAACGCCGGAACUUGCAGUGAUGAAGGGUUCGGUUAUGCUUGCAAUGAACCACGAAAUACGACCUCCGACUCCCGUGUCAGGUUCAUACCAGAAAGAAAAGGAACAAACUAUAAUAUCGUCAGUGUGUACAGUCCUAUAACUCUCAAAAGAAAACAGGAAAUUGACCAUAUAAUUAUGCUUACUUUAUGUCAUAAAAUGAAUUGUUGAAGGGACUAGAAUUCAGAUUAUUGUAACUUUUUCACAUGGAAAGUCUGUUGAGUAUAUGUAAACCGGAAAUCAAUGCUCUUUAUUUUAUAUUUUAUGAGUAUGAUUAAAAAGUUCGGCUGAA